Molecule: messenger RNA, 1157 nt
Organism: Pectinophora gossypiella (pink bollworm)
Lineage: Eukaryota; Metazoa; Arthropoda; Insecta; Lepidoptera; Gelechiidae
Product: pancreatic lipase-related protein 2-like
Exons: 5
Coding region: 43-1044 (333 amino acids)
Biological process (GO): lipid metabolic process
Molecular function (GO): lipase activity
Source: RefSeq, a predicted model, not a curated record
UAAAUAGGCGUAAUUAGAUAACAGGAGUCAUAAGCAUCAACAAUGAAGCUGUUGGUGGUUCUCGCGGCCCUCGUAGCCUUGUGCGCUGGAAGCCCCACUCUCCUGAUCCCAGGAGACAAUAGCCACUAUGUGGAGGGUGAAAGCAGGUACAUCUGGAUGCCUGAUGGUGAAGGAGUGCCUCAUCUAGUAGACUUGCAAGAGAAAGACGAUGAUGAGGUUUCGAGGGAAUCUAGGAACGGUGCCAAUAACCAAUAUUGGCUGUACACCAGACAGAACCCCAACAGCUUCCAACUCCUAGUUCACAAUAACAUCAAUUCAGUGAGGAAUUCUAACUACGUAGCGAGCCGCCCUCUAAAAGUUAUCGUUCACGGGUGGAACAGCAACGGCAACUCUGAAAUCAACCCGAUGGUCACCUCUGCCUUCCUUGCCGUCCAGGACUGCAAUGUCAUCGUAGUUGACUGGAGGGCUCUCGCGAACUCUGCUUACUGGACCGCUGUGAAUGGAGUACCCAGCGUGGGUCAGCAUCUAGGAGACUUCCUCCAAUGGCUCAUCAAUAACGCUGGUGGCAACUGGAACAACGUACACCUUGUAGGCUUCAGUCUUGGCGCUCACGUAGUAGGCAACGCUGGACGUAGAGUAGGCAACCGCGCCUCUCGUAUCACCGGUUUGGACCCUGCUGGUCCUAACUGGGGUGGGAAUUCCAACGCUCUGCGCGCCGCUGAUGGACAGUAUGUUGAAUGCAUCCACACUGACGGUGGUCUCCUGGGUAUCAUGGAUCCCAUUUGUCGAGCUAACUUCUACCCCAACGGAGGCAGAAACCCGCAGCCUGGCUGCUGGAUCAGCACCUGCUCUCACAGCCGAGCGUAUGAGUUCUUCGCAGUGACCAUCCGUUACAACCGCCACGUCGGAAGACAAUGCUCUAACAUCCAGCAGGCUCAGAACAACGGAUGCAGCGGAAGUUCUCUCAACAUGGGCAACGCUGUCCUUAGCAAACGAGGAAACGGACUCUUCGGACUGAGCACUGGCAACAGCUGGCCAUUCUAAAAAAACAUUCAUCAAGAAGGAAAUGCAACAUAAAAAUUACAAUUUGCAAGCAUUUAUUUUUACGGUUUCGUCGGAAAAUGUGAUAAAUAAACUUUAAUAUUUACCUAUUUUAA